Messenger RNA from Vicia faba (fava bean), 1146 nucleotides. The record is from the annotation of a GenBank genome assembly. Lineage: Eukaryota; Viridiplantae; Streptophyta; Magnoliopsida; Fabales; Fabaceae.
AUGGAGAACGCGUGCGAUGUGAAUCAGUUGGAUGCUGAUGUUCUUUUGCCACCUCGGAAACGGCUUCUUGCUGGACUGAAAAAACAGAGUUCGGAAAGUGAUGCUACUGCGUCACCGUCACCUGUUGCUGCUUCUUGUGUUACGGAUGUUGCUUCCCCUUCAUCUGCUUCCUUUUCAAGUGAAUUUGAAGCUCGGCUUAAGCAUUUGUUGAAUUGUCAUUCGAAUAACCCUAACCUUACACCCGAGGAGGUCGCGGAGGCUUCGAGAAAAGCAGCGGUCACUGCAACUAAGGCUGCCGAGGCAGCAAGAGCUGCAGCUGAAGAGAAAGCUGCUAUAGCAGCGAAGGCGGUUGCUAAGGCCAAGAGUGCUUUGGAUUUGGUUGCUUCUUUUUCUGAGGAUGCAAUCGUCAACAAGGAAAGGAAUCUGAAAAAGAACAAGUCGAAGAAGCAUGUCCCAGUUCAGCUGUUGUACAAAAAAAACAAACCAAUUGAAAAUUGUAGGAAAGAUGAAGAAUUAGCUCGAAAGUUACACCGAGCCAUGAAUAGCUCUCCGAGAAUCUCUAAGAACUCUCCGAAAUCUGACUCAAAAGGUAGUAGAUCGAAGAGGCCUAGAAGCUCUUCAAGUUUCGAAAUAACCGAGGGCUCUGAAUGUGGCGCAGCAGUUGGACAAGAUUGUUUAUCUUUGAGCAACGGACAUGCAGUAGCCGGAAAGAUUGAUUCUGAAGGAUCCAACCAAGAGGUAUGCUCUAGUAAGAAAGAUAAGAAGGUAAUCAAAUAUGAUAGGUCUAGCCAAAUGGAGAUGGAUAACGGGGAAGCAGAGUCGAGCCACUCAAAACCGAAAAACGGUGAAGAUUCACAUUCACCUCCCAUCAUAGGUAAGAAGAGGGGAAGGACAAAGCUAAAAAAGUUACCCUUAAGCAUUUGCACCUCGAAAGAUAAAGCACAGCCGAGGGAAGAAAUAAAAGUCAGAAGAAGUUCUUCGUUGACUGAACUGAACAAAGACAAUCAGCAUGUCCAUACUAUACCCGUGUUUCCGGUGGAGCCAUCGACUGACCGAAUGACGCCGAUUGAAGCUACAUCAACAUGGAAAUGCCAGGACUUCAAGGUACCGGCUUGUAUCAAACAAAAUAAAGCUGUGCAGUCAUAA